UCAAAGUUCACACUGCCUGCAAAUUCUAACACAUCUGAGGACUGACCGUUGACUCCGCGUUGAACUGGGAUCAGAGGAAACAUGAUUGCUGAGAUUGUCUUCACCUUGUUGUGUCUCUGCUCGCUGCAUCCUACACUUGGACAGGACUGUCCUAGCAGACAGGAGAUACAGGGCUCUCUGAAGCAGGUCCAGAAGCUUCUCUCAGCCCACGAAGCCUCGUACUUGCAGAGUCUUCGCAACCUGAAGAAGAAAAUAAACCUGUUGCAGAACAGCCCAGGGAAGCAGACAACAAGAGCCACCAACAGUACCUGCCCAAAACUGGACGCACCCGUCAAUGGGAGGAAACUCGGCAAGUCACACAGCGUGGGUCAUGAGGUUCAUGUUCUGUGUGACCCUGGCUAUGAACUUGUGGGGUCAGAGAGCAGGGUUUGUCAGGAGAGCCUGACCUGGAGCGGCCAGCAGUCUACCUGCCGAGACAUCAAUGAGUGCGCGUCCUCUCCGUGCAUGAACGGUGGGACAUGUGUGGAUGAAGUGAACCAGUUUUCUUGUGUCUGUGCCAAAGGCUGGGCUGGAGCUACCUGCCAGAGCCCUUUGCCAACAUUCUUUGUCACUAUGACAAACACCUCGGCCGCCACCUCCUCAGCCACGGCUGCUGCCUCUACCUUGCCAGCUGCCACCACAGGGCCCAUUGUCCGUCCAUCACGUUGCACUAUAACGCAGGGGACCACCCACUGCACCUGUGAGCCGGGAUACACCAUCUCUGGCAGGGACAGCAACACUUGCACUGAUAUAGAUGAAUGUGAGCUGUUCCAUAACGGCCAGGCUGGGAGACUGUGUUUACAUACCUGUGUUAACACCCCUGGAGGCUACCGCUGUUCCUGCCCUGCCGGAUACAAUGUGACCCGCGAUGGACGCAGCUGUAAAGACAUUGAUGAGUGUGCCACCAGACAAAACAACUGCACAAAGGACCAGAUGUGCGUUAAUACAUACGGUGGAUUCCAGUGUGUCCGUGUGGACUGCCCCAAAAUCCCUAAUGCUACAUACGUCAAGACAUCGCCUAUGCGUUGUGAACGUAACCCCUGUCCCGUGGACAACAAGGCAUGUUCUCAGACCCCCAACUCCUUCUCCUACCAUUACCUGGCUGUUGUGUCCAACCUGUCAGCCCCUCGCGUCAUGUUCAGGGUCUCAGCAUUGCGUCCAAUGGGUGACACGCUUCGCUUCUCCCUACUGGGGGGAAGGCAAGCUCGGCGCCACUUCACGGUCCAGCGUUCAGAUCGUCUGACAGGUCAGCUGAUGCUGGUGACCCCAGUGCAGGGCCCUGCCACACUGGAGGCGGAAGUGGAAAUGAGCGAGCUGGAGAGACGAGCCCAGCUGGGGAGGUAUAUCACCAAAAUCACCAUGUUUGUUUCCCAGUAUGAUUUCUAAAACGAGAGAGGUGAAAGUGGAAACUCACUUAGAGCACAAAGGCCAAACAAAAGUCUGGUUUGGAUUUAACUAAGGACUCCAUAUGUGUGAUAAUCUGAUGUACCGUGGUGACCAUAUUUAAAGUGUGCUGUUGCUGAAGGAGUUGCUGCGACAUGAAUAGGACAUACUGACUCAAAUGAUGGAUGGAUCAACAUCUGUCUUGCACAGCUGCGUGCAAUAAAUGUUUUAGAAUAUGGGUCCUUUGGGGGCAUUGGUGAUAAGCUACAGACUGAAUCACAAUGUUUGUUUACAAUACCUUCUGGGUAGAAAGCCCCCACAUCACAUACAUGAAAUGAAACAGCGCAGAGCAAACGAUGCCUCAGUUGGUUGGUUUUUAGCCACCUUAAAAAAGGCCCACCUAAAAAAACAAUAAUAGUUCAAGUGUUUGCUAUAUUUAGAAGAUUUUCACUGCUUUACUUACCAUCAGACAGUUUUUUCCAAUUGGGAGCUGGAGCUGUUAUUUUACUUCGAAAAACACAGGAGUUGCUGGUCUACCGCUGCCUCGAUUAGUUUGUUUGUAAGGCUCAGUCUGUGGGGGCAUGGCUUGGGAACCGGAGGGUUGCCAGCUCAAGUACCCGCACAGACCAAACCCAGAAUGUGGACUGGUAGCUGGAGAGGUGCAAGUUCAUGCUCCUGGGCACUGCUGAGGUACUGUUGAGCUGUUGACCCCCAUCUGCUAGGGGUGCCUACCCACAGGCCACCUCGCUCUGACAUCUCUCCAUUAGGUCCUGUUUGUGCAUGUGUCUGUAUUUCAGGCCUAUGUGUGUGCGUGUGUAAACUGAAAAAUGACAACAAAGUGAAAUUGAAUUUCCUAUCAAGGGAUUAAUUAAGUAAUGCUUUAUUCUUUCUUAAAGCGGUGGAAAUAAUCCAAAUAUAGUAUAUACUUAAACUGAUUUCUUUAGAUGGGUCUUCUAAGUUGGCUAAAUUACAUUUUGCUCUGGCACCCAUCCACAGCAGUACGUUGCUUGCAUGCUGGUAGAUUUGGUUUAUCAAAGACGCCAGCAAAGCAACACAGUACAUGAAAUAACAGCAGAAAUGUCCGAUAGGUGGGACCAUCGUGUUUAUAUAUCUUUAAACGUUACAGUUAUGGCUGAAAAUGACAAUAGAAAUAAACAUGUUUGCCAGUGUCACAUAUCUCUGCAAUUCAAACCAAUGGCCAGUUGUAUACCCAGAAGUGUAUGUUGUUGUUAGUGUGACAUCAUGUUGAUUUGUCCAUAGAAAUCCAAAAUGAGUGAUGUAUCUUUGUUUGAUUUCACUAUAAGAACAAGGGUUUUGUAUGGAUUAACUCAAACUUUUUUAUUGAGCAAAUAUAGAAAUGUGUGUUGGAGAUAUAAAAGGUGAAUGACAUGAUGAAGCAAACAGUAAAACAUCAUUCAGCUGAAGGAACUAGAAAAUAUGUGGACAAUCCUAUUUUUGGAAACGACGGUCCUGCUUGUUGACAUUUGUUAUGUAUACUGGACAUGUGUUAAGAUUUUGUAAUUUUCUUUUUUAUUCGGUUGUAUUUAUAUCCUGGUUUCAGUACAGCUAUUAUACAAUCAUUAAAACACUAUAAACCCUAAAAA
Messenger RNA from Epinephelus lanceolatus (giant grouper), 3026 nucleotides. Its product is annotated as fibulin-7. Gene Ontology annotation, molecular function: calcium ion binding. The record is from RefSeq and is a predicted model, not a curated record. Lineage: Eukaryota; Metazoa; Chordata; Actinopteri; Perciformes; Serranidae.